Fusarium coffeatum is the source of this 684-nucleotide messenger RNA. RefSeq lists its product as uncharacterized. The coding region runs from base 1 to 684 and encodes 227 amino acids. The record is from RefSeq and is a predicted model, not a curated record. Gene Ontology annotation, cellular component: nucleus. Gene Ontology annotation, molecular function: transcription factor binding; transcription corepressor activity. Gene Ontology annotation, biological process: negative regulation of DNA-templated transcription. Lineage: Eukaryota; Fungi; Ascomycota; Sordariomycetes; Hypocreales; Nectriaceae. The transcript has 2 exons.
AUGGCGUCUCCUGCACCAAAAGCGUCACGCGAAGAUACGACACCCUUCUUACUACAGCUCUUCUAUCGUACCGGAGCUCUCCACAGGCCCGACGAGUUUGAGUCGCAAAGUCUCCCUCCACAUAUAUACGUGCAUACGUGGUCGGAUUGUACCUUGAAAGAAUUGGCAUUGGAUCUUGCCGCUACCAAGCCUUCGGCCUUCCCGUCACCUUCAGCAGGAUGCCGUUUGGUAUUUCAACUAGUGUUUCCGGAUCUCCGCAACACCGAUGCAGUCGCAAACUCACCUCCUCGAUUUGGAGUCAAGGAUCUCGGCAGUGUUGUAAUAGGUGAUGACUCCAGGUCAGAUACAUUGGAGAACACAUCCCUGGACGCAACAGCGAAAGAUACUGACGACAAACACAAAACACUCAGCAGUGCGCGGUUCGUAGUCGGUGAUUACAUCACGUGUGCGAUACUGCCACCGCUUCCAGAUGGCUCAGUUGCACCCGCCUCAAGCGUGCGAAGGGAGCAGACUUCGAGUGGACAUGAGAGAGGAAAAGACAGUCUCGGUCGCGGAGGCUUUAAGGGAAGUCGAAGCGGUUGGAGAGAUGAAGUUGGGGGCGAUUUUCCUAUGGGCGAAUGGAGAAGAGGCGAAAGUUUACCCUAUGCCCCUGGCGGACGAUCGAAAGGCAAAGGAAGGUGGUAG